This is a messenger RNA of Aspergillus versicolor CBS 583.65, 1088 nucleotides long. RefSeq lists its product as uncharacterized. The transcript has 5 exons. The coding region runs from base 21 to 848 and encodes 275 amino acids. The record is from RefSeq and is a predicted model, not a curated record. NCBI's taxonomy places the organism in Eukaryota, Fungi, Ascomycota, Eurotiomycetes, Eurotiales, Aspergillaceae.
GUGAAUUUGAACUGCCGACUAUGCUGGGAGGCCGAAGCGAUGGGAUUGUUAUUGUCAUUGCUGUGAUGCUCGCAGUAUCUCUGGUAACUGUCUGUCUUCGGUGUUUCGUGCGUCUACAGGUUGUCAAGGCCUUUGGGUGGGAUGAUGGCCUCAUGAUCUUCAACAUGGUCUUCGCCAUCUGCGGCAUUUUUGGGGCCACAUCCGGUAUCGGCAAGGAAAUGACAUACUUUGAGCAUCGUCCAGCAGACUUUCGCCGUGCCAUGUUUUGCUGGUGGUUGGGUCAAAUAUUCUACACCCUGUCAACCACGGCCAUGAGACAAUCCAUUGUCAUCCAGCUCUUUCGCUUCACCUUCGAGCGUGUGUAUGCCAUUACACUUUACGUGGUUUCGGCGCUUUCAUUUGCAGUGGGAAUGGUCUUUUUGUUCUUCACAGUCUUCCAAUGCAGCCCUGUCGAAUACUACUGGGAGCGCCUGACCAUGCAAGGCCACUGCUUGAACAGCAACCUCCUGACAGACAUCACGUACUUUUACAGCGCUGUGGCAGCGGCAUGCGACCUGACGAUUGGCCUCUUACCCGCCUUGUUGAUACGUCACCUAAGAGCCAGCCAUAGUACAAAGAUUGGUGUUUCCGUGAUUCUUGGAAUUGGCUGCCUUGCGAGCGCCGCCGUAAUCGUCCGUAUUCCCUUCCUGAGCUCUCUGAAAAGUGACGAGUUUCUGCAUGCAACGAGCCAGGUCGCUAUAUGGUCCAAUAUCGAAGCAGGUCUGGGUAUUACAGCUGGAAGUCUGGCGCCAUUACGGCCACUUUCACGCAAAUGCAGACUGCGGCCCUGUCUCUUAAGAGCCAGUUAGUCGUGUUCAAGACUAAGAGUUUCCUAGUACUACCUAAUAAGCGAUGGGAAGCCGAGCUCGAUUUUAUACCAGGGCCAGACAGCCAAGCAUUCAAUCCCCCCAGUGUCAGGACCAGCACUUAUUCCUGUCCGACCACCUAAUGAUAUAGUUUGCGGCGGAAUAGGUCCUACCCCAUGCUUUUUAUCCAUGUAUCCAUAUAAACGUUUAUAGUAUAUUAUACUAACUAAACCUGCUAUUCCC